This is a messenger RNA of Emys orbicularis (European pond turtle), 16218 nucleotides long. RefSeq names its product ATP binding cassette subfamily A member 13 (gene ABCA13). Gene Ontology annotation, molecular function: lipid carrier activity; ATP hydrolysis activity; ABC-type transporter activity. The coding region runs from base 1 to 16218 and encodes 5405 amino acids. The transcript is spliced from 65 exons. The record is from RefSeq and is a predicted model, not a curated record. Gene Ontology annotation, biological process: lipid transport; transmembrane transport. NCBI's taxonomy places the organism in Eukaryota, Metazoa, Chordata, Testudines, Emydidae. Gene Ontology annotation, cellular component: intracellular membrane-bounded organelle; membrane.
AUGGGGCAUUCUGUUCACCAGUUCAAGGCGCUGUUCUGGAAGAAUUGGCUCUGCCGGCUGAGACAACCGGUGCUGUCUCUCUCUGAAGUACUCUGGCCAUGCAUACUGUUCCUAAUUCUGGCUGCAAUUCGCAUCCAGCAACCUUCAAAACACCAGGAAAACUGUUAUUUAGAAGCCCGAGAUUUGCCAAGUCGGGGCCUUUAUCCUUUUGUUCAGAGUCUCUUCUGUAAUGUUGGCUCAAGGUGCAAGAACAGCAGUUACACAUCUCAGAAACAACACAGUUUCCGCGCUUCCAGUUUCCAAGGUGGUCAGGACAGCGUUAUGGGAACUGACCUGACAUUCCUGAAAGAGAUACAAGACUUUGCGAAGGGGAUUUCAGAGACCUCAGAGAAAGCUAUUACUUUACAAAAGCUGUGGGAGGAAGAAUCAAAGUUCUCAGGGUCCACCAACAGUUCCAUUUUCUUAACCAUGGACUGGAAUGAAACUGAGAAGAUGAUUUCUGUAGUUGAAAGCCUCCACAACCAACCCUAUUUCUGGGACUUUCUGCGUUCACUCCCAUGGCUGCAGGCAAGCAGCCUUUACAAAGAAGGUGGGAUACGUGCUACAGCUCAGUUUCUGCAGACUAUUAAAAAUUCCUUAGCAUCCUUAGAAGAUUUAGAUGCAGUUCUAUCAAACCAAAGUUUCUACAAAGCAGUGAAAAUAGGACUGAAUAUAACCAUCACAGCACUGAGCUUCUUGCAAGACUGGAGCCUUGAAGGCUCUCGGUACAACCUGACUCUUUGGGAUAUUGUGUGGGAUCCACAUGCAGUCAAAGUGGAACUUGAAUCCGGAUUUGGUUUAGAUGAUCUUCAUAUUGGAAAACUCUUGAACUAUACGGCAGAGUUCAGUAAGAUUCCCACAGAAGGCACACUGGAGCAGUUUGUAUGCUCAGUCCUGUCCAAUGUGUCCGAAUUUAAAGCUAACAAAGAGGAUAAUGAAGGCGGCUGUAUUCAUGCAUGGCUUGAGGCCAAAGUCAAUCUUGUCCAGUCUGUCAACAAGAUCAAACUCUACAUGCAGAUAUUUCAGCAGUGGUUAAGCAAUAAUGAGCCUCAAAAAUUCCUUUUUGAACUUGGAAGAAGCAUGGCUGAUCUUGUGUCUCAAUAUCCAGAGGACAGUGAGGCCUGGAAAAUUAUUUCAGCAAUAAAUAUCCUGAUCCAACAUGUGAAUGAGAAAUUGGAACCAAACUUUGCAGAAAGACAUCGUGAAUCUCAGGAUGUAACCCUGUAUCUGGAGAAACUGCAGAAGUUGCCUCAAUGGCCUGUUAUGAAGAGACUGCUUCUCGUAGAUGGAGCUAUAAGGAAUGUAAUAAUCCACAAUUUAUAUUUCACUAAAGAAAUUGUACAUAAUCUGGAAAAAAUGAAACCCUUUAUUAAAAGAGAUGGGCUCAUGCAUCUAGACAUUGAAACACUCUUUUUGGAGUUAAAACAGAUCUUGAUGAGUAACAUGUCCUGUACAUGCCAGGAUCUGCUCACCAUGUUUGAGAAGGCUGUUCAGCUUCCACAGGACUUAAAAGUCAGAGACAUUUUAGCAGGGUUCCUGUGCCACCACAACUAUCCAAAUGAGACUUUCAAAUUAAGCAACCAAAUCCAGUCAGUAAAGGAGUCUGUCCUACUUUUGCAGAAAGUACUUCGUGGAGAACAGAGCCUGCCAGAUUCAAUAAUGGAAGAAUAUUUGGGAUGGCAAGAAAUAGAACAGCAGCUCACUGAAAAUAGUGCUGCUUACUGUAAAAUUAAUCAGUUGCUGAGCACAAAGACUCUAUCUGGGGAGGAUGUCUACUUCCGCUCUUGUCAGGAGCAGCUACUCCACUCAUUGGUUAUUCAUACACUUGAAGAAAUAUGGUUUGCUUUUGAGGAAGACCCGUAUUGGAAGGACUUAACUACAUUUGUUAGGAGAACAUGUGAGAUAGCUCAAUAUGUGAACAAGGAAGAAGGUUUCACCAGAGGUCACUCAAAUGAUACUGAAGCAUCUCUUUGUUCUGGACAAAAGCUCAAUCUGAAGGCCAUCAUUGAUAGUUACAUAGCAUUUCUGCAAAACUUAACGAAUUCCCCAUUCAUUUCAUGGUCUAGAUGCAUAGCAAUAGGGCUGAAUUCUGCUCCCAUUGAAGACAAUGAGAGAGUUUUGCCAUUGAAUUUAUUGGGAGCACGAUCAGGUCACAUAAUCAGCCACACAGGAACAAAUGCACUUGUCCAGCUGGAUAAAAAUGUCAGUAAAGCAAGGAUCUUGACAUCUGUCAAAGAGCUUUUGAAGAGGGAAAAGAACAUACAGGUUCUUGAAGGGUCGGAUUCGGUCUUCAUUCUACAACUCACAGAAUUCAUACAAGAAAUGUUGAUGCCUGGUUCUUCAGCCUCUUCAAGCCUCCAAGACUUACAGUCCCUAACAGAAAUAGCCUUGAAUAAUGCAAUUAUGUGGCUUAACAGUUCUGCCAAUAUGAAGGCAGAUGCUACAGAUGUUCAUAUAUUUUCUGAACUCAAUAAUGAACUACUAGAGAAUUAUCAACUUCUUGCAAGGCUCUGGCAGAGUGAGCAGCUGGAAGUAUUUUGGCAAGUAGUAAAAAAGUUCUUGGAUCAACGUGACCAUAGAACUCCAGUGGAAGCAAUAGAGAUGCUGCAGAUGUUCUUAUCUAAAAUUAUAAUAUCUUCUCUUCAGGAAAAUCAAAAAGUCCUUAAUAAAAGUUUGCAAUUCUUCCAGAAAAUUCUUACAGAAUGGCCUGAAUUGAGUUUUCUUGACAUAGAUUAUGUAAACAACUUCAGUGAAAAAUUCAUAAGGAAUCUCUAUGAGGUUGGAGUGUUGACUCAAGAACAUUUCACUACCGCUCUCAGCACCAUUCAUGCUAUGAGAAAUGUCUCUUCUGUUCUAGUCUCAAAUACAACUUCUGUAUCCAAAGUACAAGAUGUAGGGGAAAUUGUGUCUGAUUUCUACCAAAGCAUCCCAGAGGUAGGGGACAGUAAUGCAGCCUCACUUAUUCAAAUGCUUUUCUUUGUCUACCAAAACAUUGAUCAGUUAAGUAUCCAGAGUAAUAAUUCUGUGCUAACAUUCUUCCAGAAGAUCUCAGAAGACAUUUCAUCUACUCCAAUUCAACAUGAUUUCCAAAACAUGAGUGAGGUUUUUCACUUUCUGUCUGAAGCUAUACAUCUCCUCCAGGGUCUCACCCAGAAACCUCUCUGUGAAAAGUUAGCAACAGUUUACAACUACGUAGCGCUCCAGGCCCAGUCCCUAGCACAGAAAGGGAAACAAGAGAUAGAAGUGGUAUACAGUACUCUGGGGAGCCUUAAAACUAUAUUUACAGACACAGAGCUUCAUACAACUGCCUUUCAGUAUUUGAAACAACUUUUUGACAUCUCUGCAGAAAGCUUGUUAAAUAAUGAAUGUGCUGAUUGGUAUACGCCUAGCAUUCCUUCUGUGAGGCAAACAGGAGAUGUUCUUAACUCACUUGUACUCCCAUUGGUCAGAGUUCUGUCAAAUACAUCAAACUUUAAAAGUGAGGUAAAUGUGCCUUUUGCCAUGCAUUGCACUGCUACCUGGCUUCAGAUGUGGACAGAGAUUUUGGAAGAAAUGUCUGAAAUACUAAGGUUGGAUUUAAAUUUUUUCAGUUAUCUUCGGAAUGGCCUGAACCACCUUUCUGAAGGCCUCGAAAAUUUAACCCAUGCUGAACUGUGCAAUACAACAUUUACAAUCAAUCCUGAAACUAUAUCAGCAAUACAUCUACUGAAAAUAAUAACAGAAGCUUAUAACUUAAAUGAAUGGAAAGACUUUGAGACUCUAAGUGGUCUCAUAAGUAAACUUAGCAAUGUAAUUGAUGCUCUCAGCUCAAUUAAAAGAGAGAGUUUAGAGGAAGCUUUUCAAACAAUGGAAAAUGUGACUGUCAAAUUGCAGAAAUCUCUAUUGAAGGUUAACGUUAGCAGGGAGUUUUUGGAUUCUUGGUUUGAUGUUUUCCUUCCAUUGAGUUCUAAAGUGGAAUAUAGAGAUACACAUGUAGAUUUCAUUGGGCAUUCACUUUCAGAUAUUCUAACACUUUCUAUGGAAGAAUUUGGAACUGUUCUCACUGACCUAAGAGAGACAGCUGGAUUCCUUAAAAAUAUAUCCCGAGAUCAAGAUCUAUUGUCUUGUGUGAUGAUUUUCCAGAAUGUUACCAAGUUAGUUUUGGAAGAUAUUUUGAAGGAGAAAAAUGUUUCACAGAUAAGUGUUCUGUCUCAUCUUAAUCCUCUUCUAAUCUCGGAUAAUAUAGUGAAUGUACUAGAGGGUUGUAAUAGAUGGAUGCAUAUUAUCAGUAGCCUCAAUGAGAAAUACAUCACGUAUUCCCACCUUGAGAAUGCAAAACGUGUUUUAUUUUUGUUGACAUCUCUGGGAAGCAUUAAUGAGACUGAUACUAGCUUAAAGAAUACCCUGGAUAUUGUUAACAUGACUUUUAACCUCAGAGAACCUCCAUGCUUACUAAAUGGUUCUGAUGCACAUUGUGCAGAUGUUUAUUUCAGCAUUCUAGCAAAAAUUUUAAAAGUUCUUCCUACGUUUUCUGAAAAAGAUGAUGGACAGACCCGUGACUUUAUCUUUACUCUAUUGAAUGCGUCAAGGGGCCAAAUUCGGUCAAUUGUCAAAGACUUAAUGAGAUUCUCACCAUAUACAUCUGACUCAGAACAGAUGUAUUUCAUUAAAUUAAUCACUGGAGCCACCAAGAAUUCAAGUGAAGUCCCUAAUUUGCCUCAGAGUCUUCAGCCUCCUUCAGUAGCACUUUUGAGAGGAAUUCAAAUUUUUCUGAAGAAUAUAACUUCUGAAACCCUACAAAACAGCUCAUCUCUUCUGGACACUGUAAAUCUCCUAAAUGCAUUUGAAGCUCUUCCACAAGACAAAAUUAUGAGCUUGCUAAAGAAGUCCUUGCAACAUGUGAUUAGCUACUUUAUGUCAAACUUGCCUCAUAAUAUGCAAAGUUUGCAAAAUAUAACUCUGCAUACAUGGAUGAAAGCAGCAGACCUCAAGGUGGAACUAGUAAGGAAGGCACUAAACAUCUUAAAGUCUCAUAACCUUACCAAUUUUCCGAUACGAUCAGGUGAUAAAGGAUUUCCAAAGCAUAUGGCAACUUUGGUGAAAAACAUUGAGAAUGCAGAUCUAGAAUUCUUAAUAGAUCAACUCAAACAAGUCAGUAAAAGCCUGCAUAAUUUCUUUAAAAAUGUCAAAACUGUGUACAUUGAGAAUUCUGUUCUGGACAAGUUGACAGGCUGGGUAGAUUCCUUUGAGAACAAUUCAUAUUCUUGGAACUUGACCAACUUAUGGCAAAUCACUCAAUUAUUUAAAGAGACUGAGCUUGAUGAUAUAUUACAGGUGCUUUACAUUCUUCCUGAUGGUGUUAGUCUUAUACAGCGAUUGGCUCACAAAAACAUCACUGAUGCCCUAAUUGAAGUGUACACUUUCACAUCAACUCAGGAAGCAAACAUGUCAAUAUGUACCAAGGAAGAUUUAUCCAAUAAAGUAGAUAGCCUUCUAGAGUUACUGGAAGUAGUAACUGAUAUGCCUGAGGAAUCUGCAAGGGCUUUGGGUUGUCUGACUGCAGUUAUCUGCUGGAACCUCACAACGGCAACACCUCAGAAUGACCCAGCUUUAAGGACUUGUAACUUAAAUGCACACACAAAUUUUUCAUCUAUUUACAACACGAUUGCUGACGUACUUGAGCAGUUCAAGCUGACAACUCCAGGGGGACAUGACCUAUGUUCUAAUGAAGAUUAUCUGAGGGAGAUCACUUACAAAGUGACUUGCUUCUUUCAUCAGUUCAAAGAGUGGAACUCCAUUCUUCUGAAGCUUUCUGAGAUCCACAACAUAAAUAGUUUGGCUCUGAAACAGCUUCUGGGGUUUUGGAAUAAGCUAUCAGUAUAUGUUAUGGCUUUUGGAAAUAGUAGUACCAUCUCAGUCUAUUGCUCUUCCACACCGAAGAGACAAGCUGCUUUACAGCUCAUAGAAACACUAAACCACAUGACAUCAACAGAGAUGGCAAUGGCCAAAGCUAUUUUUGAACAGUUAGCAGAUCCGUAUCAUGCCCUAAAAUUGGAUAGAAGCACAGGAAUGUCUGUUCCAAAGGCUCUUCUUACUCAUUUAAAAAGUAUGGCCAAUGAAAUUUCCGGAGUGCUGGAUAAUGAAGAUGUCUUAUCUUUUCUUUCUGCAGUCCAGCCUUUGCUGACACUGUCUCCUGUUGGAAACCAAACUUACAUGGUGCUUAUGGCAUUAUCAGCUUUGAGUAGAAACAGUAGUUUGAUUGGUAACUUUGAGGCCCUUUGGCUUGAUACAGAGAGAGGCAUACAAGAUUUAUUAGUCAAUUUUAGUGUUCCAAACUUACUUUCUGUGAUAGACAAAGAAGUUCAAUUACUAAGUGCAGCAGCCAGAAAAAAUUCUUCAUUGGCACUUGCUAGUUUAUUAAAGCAGUUUAAUUCAUCAUCUUUAGAAACUCUACUAAGAAGCUUUGAGGACUUUCAAGAAGUUGCAAGAGACUGGCUACACGAGUACACUAAUAAAAAUUUCUCUAGAAUAAUAAAUGCACUAGUUGUCCUUAUGGCCAAUGAAAAGUCGUCUGAUGACAUAGUACUGAUUAUCAAAGGUAUCAUUGAAUUUUUGGAGCUCUUCACAAAUGGCUCUAAAGAAGAUCACAUUGAUAUAUCAUUUGUUGCUGAUCUUCUUAGUGGGGAAAAGCUGAAUAAUGUUCAUGUUGCUCACAUGAUUUUACAGAACAGUCUGCUUAACAUGCUCUCUGACCUCACUACUAAAGAAGAGGUACUGGACUUAAAUGAUACAGACCUUCAGCUAAUGGACUUCAUUGAUUUGUUUUUUGAUGAUGCACAAUAUGAAAAUUAUGGAAAAGAGAUUGCCUCAUUCCAAAGCAGGACAAUGGAGAUGAUAAAAGAGUUUUUACAGAUAAUCUUUUCAUCUUCUGGAGGACAUUAUAGCAACAAAAUGUUUGUCUUAUUAAAAAACUUACAUAAGGAUAUAAUUGCAGAAAUGAGAAUAUUCACCAAAGAUGAUAUUGGAACGCUACUAAACUUGGAUCAGUCUGUUAAUCUAAAGGAAGAAGUUGAUGGGUUGAAAGAAAAUAUGUAUGACUUAAUCAAGGAUGCAGCCAUAUCCGAAAAUGGGACACUUCAUUUUGACAAUGCAAAAGGAUUGAAGUUUAUGAGGGAUUUGUUUAAUGUCCUGUUUAAAGAUUUUUCUGUAAAAAAUGGCAGCAGAAGUAACUAUGAACUGUUUACUUUUGUGAAUCAUGUGUUAUUUAAUACAAGUAAUUCUGGGGACCUUGCCCAGCUGAUUAGAGAUCUUUCUAGAACUCUUCAAUUUAUGAGGCAAACUUCUGCAGAAAUGGGAAACCUCAUGAAUUUUUUUAACAAUCAUUUCAAGGAUUUCCUAGUUAGCUAUCCUACUUUUCGAGAAAUGGUACUUGCUAAUUUAACAGAACUGUUGGCCUCUGUGGAUAAGGUGUUUCCUUUGAAAAAUAGGCAGAUAAUAGAAAUUACAGAGACAUUACUUGAUCUCCUCUUGUGGAGCAGUGGCGCUAACUAUACUCGCAGCCCCUUUCCAGAGCUUGCUGUUGAUUUGCGCUCAUUGUUGUGGGAAAGCAAUGAAUUUGUAAAGCUAGCAAAAAUAGUAGAAGCCAUUGUUAAGUUUUUGACAUUGUCCAAGAAAGCUUCAGAAAAGGUAGCUAACAUUUUGGAACCAUCUAUCAACUCAAAUGCUACGGAAAACUUAGACUACAUUGAGAUGGUCUAUUCAGACCUCCAAAGAGCUGUUCAUGAUGCAAUAGAAGAGUUAACUGAAACUGAGACUGCAGACAUUCUGCGUUCAAACCACCAUCAAGUGGCAGAUUUGGGAAAAGCAUUUCUUGAUUUGACCUACUUGUCUAUUCGAGAUAAGCUUUCCAGAUCAUGUGGCUCUGGAACUGCAAACAUAUCAACCAGACUGCUCACAAAUCUGAGCAAACUCAAUGAUUUAAAUGAUAUUGCAGGUGAAAUCGCUAAGUUUUUAACAAAUGUGCAGAAUUAUUCUGCAGAAUUGGAAAGACUUACUGCAAUUGUUACCCGUGCAAGCAUAAACUCAUCUGAUGAUACUGCCAGUCUAAUAGAAGAUCUUCUUGAUUUUUUUGUACCCAUUAAUGAUAUUAUUAGCAAAAUACAUUUAACUUCUAGACUAAAUUUUACUCAUGACCCAAUAAAUGAAGAAAAAUGGGAGGGAAUUCAGGAAAUGAUUACUUAUUUGUGCAAAGGAAACAUUACAGGAAUAAAAGCUUCUAUCAGAGCUGUAGCUGAUCUCUUUCUGGGAGCUUUCUGGAAAAAUUACUUAAAUGAAAAUGACUUAAAUCUGCUGCUGACUUAUGCAGACAACCAAGAAGACUUUCUUAAAGUUUUAGAAGUCACUAUGGAAUCAUUCAAGUUAAUGAAGAAUAUUUCUGGAGGAAGCUUCAACCUGUGGUCACUUUUUGCCAGCCUUAUCAACCAAAAUAUAACCUACCAGCAGAAGGAACAGUCCAUCUGGGAAACAGUUAUUGAGGACUCAUUAAAUAGAACUAAUCCUUGGAUAGAGUUGCUGCAUUUAAGUGCUGAUCAGCAAGUGAAUUCUACAAGAGACUUACUCCAAACAGUUAUGGGGUUCUUUGCUAAUGGAACUUCUGGUACAGCUGACAUGGCCCAGUUGGAAAACAGCAUACUACGGAUGAUGCAUGACUUUGACUUGAUUUUCAAACCUUUAUCGUCAUAUGAAAAGUAUGCCAGACAGUUGGUUAACUUGGCUGAGUAUUGGCGACAAGGCCCACUAAAAGAACAAAGAUUUUCUGAGAUGUGCCAGGGUUUCCAGAAGCAGUUAAGCGCUGCUAAUGCCAGACUGCUACAGAAGGUGCAGAUUAUGGCUUUGAGUGUAUUUACAAUCCUUUCAGACAACCCUACUGUCAUCAGCAACCUUCUCUGUGCUUUUACGAGCUGUAAGGAUGGCCUAACAAGGCAUUUCCUCCUUUCUGCCAUUGAAGGAAUCAAUUUGGUUCAUGAGCAGUAUCAGGAUAUUGAAACAAUGUGGUCAGCUUCCAAUGAAGGGGACUGUGGGAACCUUUUAUAUGUAAAGAGGAAGCUGUCCAGUACCUUGGAGAGUUUCCAGAGAGCAUUAGAAAAUAUCACCUACAGCAGCUGUGAAUGUCAAAUCACCUUAGAGAACAUCCAGAAACACAUGCAAAUGAUGUCUGGAAACCUAGAGGCACCUUUGUCAGAAAAUCUAGUGAUAGCUUUUGUCAGUAACUUCAGUCUGCCAAAUGAUGUGAAAAUCAAAGACUGCAUGCAGAAUGUUCCUGAGCUGGCACGGGAACUUCGUUCUUUAGUCAACAUUUCUGAAGAUACUAUCGACACACUCCUGGAAGCCAAUUUCUCAGAGUCCAAGUUUCUCUACAGUGCCCUUGCAGUAGCUUUAGCUGGAAGAUGUGACAAGGAAGUGCUUAGUCUCUUGCUGACACUUCCUGAAAAUGGCAAAACUUCUCUGGCAGUGAAGGAACUUUGUUCUCUCCCAGCGCUGGACUUGUAUACCGUGAUUGUACAGAUUACCCAGAACUUGAACUUGCGUAAUAUCAUUUACAAGAUCAUGAUACCUUCCGAGGUCAACAAGUUACUGAAUGCCUUGUUGGAAGUGGUCAUUAGCAUCAGCUCCCUUUUAAAAAAAGGCCAACAUGUUCUUGAAAAUCUUCCCAUGUUCCUCCAAGCAUUCAAAAGUGUUGAUCUGCUUGACAUCUCGGCAUUUCAACAGUUCCUACAGGGUGGGAAAUCUAGAAGUUCCAUUGUUGGAUCCCUUCAGUCUUUAAUCAGGGCAGUCUGUAAAGAAGAAUCCUCUUUCUUCAGCAACACCAACAUGUUCAUUGACAUGCCCAAGAUCACUGAGCUCUUGGAAGAUGAUAUGGCAAAAUACAGCAUUCCCGAAGACUCAACUCCAUUUUGCUUGCAGCUUUAUCAGGAAAUUUUACAGUCACCUAAUGGGGCUUUGAUGUGGACCUUCCUGAAGCCCCUGUUACAUGGGAAGAUACUGUACACCCCCAACAGUGAAAAGUUUAACAUGGUGAUAGAAAAGGCUAAUCACACAUUUGGUUUUGUGGACAACCUGAAGAUUUAUUCUGAGGCAUGGCUGAGGAUGUCUGGGGUUUUUAAGAGCAGUGAAAACUUCCUCAUGGUCAGUCAGCUCCAGGAAGCUCUCCAAAACAGUUUUAUAAAGAACUUCAUUGAAAGUCGCUUGAAUAUUGAUGUGGGGAAUCUCAUUGGAAAGCUGCAAGAGUAUGAGCCUAUGAUGGAGAAAAUGCUCAAUAACUCGGUGACUGAGCAGAUUAACCUAUUGGCACAGCUCAUGGUAAAUAUCUCCUCCUGUGUGUUACUGGAUCGCUUCCAGCAUCUUGAAUCUGUGGAGAAAUUGGAGGCGAAGGCACAAGAGCUCAUGCAACAAAAUAAUUUCUUGGCAAGUAUUAUAUUCAACACCUCAAGUAAAAGGAGACGCAGAGAAGAUUCUGCUAGCCACCCCCCACAACACAUUUCAUAUACAAUUAGAACUAGCGUUCUGUACAGCAUGAGAACAGAUCUGCUAAAAAACCCAAUGUGGAAAUCCCAUCCCCCAAACCUGCCAGGUGACGGGUUCAAAUACAAUCACAUCUUCGUUCCACUUCAAGACAUGAUUGAAAGAGCCAUCAUUGCAGUACACGCUGGAGCAGAUGCCUCUGAGCCAGAAAUACAAGUGCAAGCAAUGCCAUAUCCAUGCCACACCAGUGACCUGUUCUUGAACAAUAUUGGUUUCUUUUUUCCACUCAUAAUGAUGUUAGCAUGGAUGGUAUCUGUUGCUGGCAUGGUCCGAAAACUGGUUUAUGAGAGGGAAAUUCAUCUUGAAGAGUAUAUGAAGACAAUGGGUGUGAAUCCUGCCAUUCACUUCCUGGCCUGGUUUCUGGAGAAUGUCAUUGUCCUCACUAUAAGUAGCUGUGCUCUGGUCAUCAUUUUAAAAGUUAGCGGCAUCUUUGUGUACAGUGAUGGCUUCCUAGUCUUCCUCUUCCUCCUCGAUUUUGGAGUUGCGGUUGUUAUGCUAAGCUACCUGUUGGGUGCAUUUUUUAGCAGUGCCAAUACAGCAGCUCUCUGUGCCAGCCUUAUAUAUGUGAUCAGCUUUUUACCUUACAUAGUUUUGUUGGUCCUGGAGAACCAACUUAGCUUUGCCCUCCAGAUCAUUACAUGCUUUCUGUCUACAGCUGCCUUUGGGCAAGGAGUAUUUUUCAUUACAUUCUUUGAAAACCAAGAAAUAGGCAUUCAAUGGAGUAACAUGUACCAGCCCCUGGCACAAGGAGGAUCCAUGACCUUUGGAUGGGCUUGCUGGAUGAUUUUCUUUGAUUCAAUUCUAUAUUUAUUAGCUGGCUGGUAUUUCAGCAAUGUAAUCCCUGGAAGAUUGGGGUUCAGAAAGCCAUGGUAUUUCCCCUUUACUAUCUCUUACUGGAAGAAGCUGUGUGGUACAGAGAAGAGAAGGAAACAUCUGAAUUCCAAUAUGCUUUUUGUCAAUGAAGGUUCUCUGCCUGCAAAUGAGAGAAGCAUGAGUGAAGGAGGAAGCCCAAUAGGAGUUAUACUGAUGUCACUCACCAAAGAAUACACAGACAACAAAAAGACUGCAGUUAAAGAUCUCAGCCUCACUUUCUACAAGGGUCAAAUCACAGCUCUCUUGGGUGCCAAUGGAGCUGGCAAGACUACAAUAAUAUCAAUGUUGACAGGCCUGUACCCUCCCAGCUCUGGGACCAUCAUCAUCAAUGGAAGGGAUAUACAUACUGAUCUGGCUGCUAUCAGAAUGGAGAUGGGUGUUUGCCCACAGUAUGAUGUGCUGUUUGACACCUUAACUGUGCGAGAACAUCUGCUGUUCUAUGGUUCAGUGAAAGCGCCUCUGUGGACAAAGAAACAGUUACAUCACCAAGUCAGUAGAGCCCUGGAAGAUGUGGAUUUAUCCCACCACCAGUUCAAACAUGUUGGAGCCCUGUCUGGGGGAAUGAAAAGGAGGCUCUCAAUUGCUAUCUCCUUUAUUGGAAAUUCGAAGACAGUUGUUCUAGAUGAGCCCACCAGUGGUGUGGAUCCAUGUUCACGUCGGAGAAUCUGGGACAUUCUGUUGAAGUACAGAGCUGGUUGCACCUUGAUCUUCACCACUCACCAUCUCGAUGAGGCAGAAGUGCUCAGUGAUCGCAUUGCCAUCCUGCAGCAUGGGCAGCUGAGAUGCUGUGGUCCUCCCUCUUAUCUGAAGGAAACAUAUGGCCAGGGAUACAGUCUAACACUCAUAAAAAAGCCCUCUGCGAUUGAAAUCCAGGAUCCUGAGUACAUCAGUCGAGUCACAUCUCUGAUACAGUUCUAUGUACCAGAAGCAUUCCUAAAAGAGAACAGUGGGAGUGAGCUGACUAUUGCCAUUCCAGCGAAGGCAGAUAAGUCCUCCUUUAAAGGCCUCUUUCAGGCUAUGGAUGAAAACCUUGAACGUCUACACGUGACUGGCUAUGGCAUUUCAGAUACCACCUUGGAAGAGGUAUUUUUGAAGCUGCUGCAGGACACAGAGCAAAUGCCACAAGUUCCCCUGGCAGAGGAGUUGGGGCUCCCCCACAUUAACAGCUGUGAAUCAACCUACCAAAACUAUGAGGCCGUCACAGGCACUUUCAUCUCUGGACCACCUCCUAUAGACAGCUGCGCCCAUCAGGACCUUCUGCUCAAGGUAGCAUGUAACAUGGGUCUGCAGGCCGAGGAGGUUGUGGAGUCAGAGGACCCAGUGGUCGAUAUUCUGGCCCCAGAAGGUCCUUCAAGGUUCAAGGACCUUGUGUCAACUGAGUCCAGGGAGGAGUUUGGGGCCAUAGUAGAGGAGGGCAAGGCGGUGGCACAGACCUCUUUACAGGCCUCACUGGAUGCUAUGGACUUGGAGGUGCGCACCUUGUCCUCAGAUCUGGGAGACUGGUAUGCCGCCCUCGACAUGAAGGACGCAUACUUCCACAUAGCGAUUCGUCCAGUGCACAGGCGCUUCCUGCACUUCGCAGUCAACCACGAACAUUACCAAUUCACUGCCCUACCAUUCGGCCUCUCAACAGCCCCCCGAGUGUUCACCAAGUGCAUGUUGGUCGUGGCUUCUUUCCUCCAUCGACAGCAGGUGCAAGUGUGCCCCUACCUCAAUGACUGGCUGCUCAGGGGCCGCACCAGGGCACAGAUGCAGUCCCAACUCUGCUUGGUCAGAUGCACGUUAGAGCAGCUGGGUCUCCUCCUCAACUUGGAGAAGUCGACCCUGGAACCGACCCAGAGAAUUGAAUUCAUUGGGGCAGUGUUAGACUCAGUCCAAGCGCGGGCCCUUCUACUGGAGUCCCGACUCCGAGCCAUCACAGACAUCGUUCAAAGCCUCCAGCAAUUCCCUACCUCAACAGCAAGGGGGUGCCUGAGUCUCCUUGGCCACAUGGCUUUUUGCACUUAUGUCACCCGGCACACCAGGCUCCGGCUCAGACCAUUUCAGACGUGGCUCACCUUGGCCUGCCACCCGGGGUGCAACAGCUUGAAUUCAGUGGUCAAGGUGCUGGGACAGGUCCUCAUGUCCAUUCGCUGGUGGCUCGACCCCCAAGCAUUGUGCGGAGGAGUCCCCUUCCACAACCCCCAACCUUCCUUGUCCCUGGUUAUGGAUGCGUUGGGUAACUCACUCCUGGAUGCCCAGAGUGUGCGUGGAACAAGGCUUGUUUUCACACAGAUUGCUGCCCUUUUAAUGAAGCGGUUUCACCACACCAGGCGAGACUGGAGAGGAACUCUAUCAAAUGUUCUGCUGCCUGUCCUCUUUGUUGCCAUGGCAAUGGCGUUGUUUACUGUGAAGCCAUUAGCUACUGAUUAUCCUUCACUCAAGCUGAUGCCAGGCCUUUAUGACAAUGUAGAAUCCUCCUUCUUUAGAAAAAAUGAUUCAUGCUGGCAGACUGAGCCUAGUCCACCACAGGAAUUCUUGGAUGCAUGUGGGUGUGACACAGAUCAUCGGAAGUGUCCAAGCUUCAAUGUGUCUGCUGCCUACCUGAAGAACAGGAAAGGGCAUGUUCUGUACAACCUCUCGGGUUUCAAUGUGGAAGAAUACUUAAUCAUGCCUACAAACAAAGCAAGAUAUGGAGGCUGGUCUUUUGGUGUGAAAACAUCCCCUGAACUUCAAGACCUAAACCUGAAUAAAACAUACUCUAAGCCUCUGGCUAAGGUGUGGUACAGCCAGAAAGGUUUCCAUUCACUGCCGUCUUCCUUAAAUCAACUCAACAACCUUAUUCUGUGGAUGAAUUUGCCUCCUUCUGUGGACUGGAGACAGUAUGGAAUCACGCUCUAUAGCCAUCCAUAUGGAGGAGCCAUGCUAGAUGAGGACAAAAUAAUGGAGAAUGUUCGCCAGUGUGGAGUGGCACUGUGUAUCAUGUUGGGUUUCUCUAUCCUUACGGCAUCCAUUGGAAGCUCGGUAGUGAAAGACAGAGUGUCCGGUACAAAGCGGUUGCAGCACAUAUCUGGACUUGGCUACAAGACCUACUGGCUUGCUAACUUCCUGUAUGAUAUGCUGUUUUACCUGGUUCCAGUCGGCCUGUGUAUCAGUGUUAUUGCUGCCUUCCAGUUAUCAGCCUUCACUUUCCGAGAAAACUUGGCAGCCACAGCUCUCCUGCUGAUACUCUUUGGAUAUGCAACUUUGCCAUGGAUGUAUCUGAUGUCCAGAUUCUUCUCAAGUUCAGACAUAGCUUUCAUUUCUUAUAUCUCCUUAAACUUUGUGUUUGGUCUUUGUACCAUGCUGGUGACCCUCUUGCCUCAUUUGUUAGCCACAGUUUCCAAAGCACAGAAUUUGCAGAAUAUCUACAACAUCCUCAAGUGGGCCUUUAUUGUUUUCCCACCAUUCUGCUUGGGCCAGGGUUUACUAGAACUUUCCUACAAUCAGAUCAAGUUUGACCUGACAAGCAGCUUUGGAAUCGAUUCUUAUGUGAGUCCUUUUGAGAUGAAUUUCCUGGGUUGGAUCUUCGUGGCAAUGGCCCUGCAGGGCACAGUUAUUCUACUCCUGAGGGUUCUGCUGCAUUGGGACCUGCUCCAGAAACUAAGGAGUCACUGUUCCAUCAGCAGCACAGUCAAUCCUUCAGAAGACGAGGAUGUAGAAGUGGAACGAAAGAGGCUCUUUGGUGGAAGAACUCAAAAUGAUAUCCUUCUACUGUACAAUCUCAGGAAAUGUUACCAAGGUUUCAGCAAGAGGAACACUGCUGUGAAAGACAUUAGCUUGGGGAUACCAAGGGGAGAGUGCUUCGGGCUCCUGGGAGCAAAUGGUGCUGGGAAAAGUACAACAUUUAAGAUGCUGACUGGAGACAUCACCCCAUCUGGGGGGCGUGCUGUUAUCAGGACUCCUACAGGAUCUGAAAUGGAUAUAUUGUCUGCUAGCUCUGAAGGGAUUCUGAUUGGCUACUGCCCACAGCAAGAUGCCCUGGAUGAACUUCUAACUGGUUGGGAGCACCUUUAUUAUUACUGCAGCCUGCGUGGGGUUCCAAAACAAUGUAUCCAUAAGGUAGCUGGGGACCUCGCUAGCCGAUUGCACCUUGACGCCCAUAUUAACAAACUGGUGAAGACAUAUAGCGGUGGCACAAAGAGGAAGCUUUCUACAGCUUUGGCUUUAGUUGGCAAACCCCAAAUACUUUUACUGGAUGAGCCCAGUUCUGGAAUGGAUCCCUGUUCCAAGCGCUACCUCUGGAAAGCCAUCAUGAAGGAAGUUCAGGAUGGCUGUGCUGCUGUGCUCACAUCCCACAGUAUGGAAGAGUGUGAAGCCCUCUGCACUCGUCUUGCUAUUAUGGUCGAUGGCGGUUUCAGGUGUCUUGGUUCUCCCCAGCAUAUUAAAAACAGGUUUGGAGAUGGCUAUUCAGUCAAGGUUUGGCUUAACAAAGAAACAAGUAACCAUGGUGCUAUUUUGGACUAUCUGCAGCUACAUUUUACAGGAACACAGUUUAAGGAACAGCGCCUUAAUCUGCAGGAGUAUCGUGUACCAUACGGAUGGGGCUGCUUACCAGAGCUCUUCAAAGUUUUAGAGAACCACAAAGUUUUGUUGCAAAUCAAACAUUAUUCCAUUAGCGAAACCACUUUAGAGCAGGUAUUUAUUAAUUUUGCUACUCAACAGCAGGAAACGCCGUCUUCUGCACAAGAAUCUCCCACCAAUCAUCACCACCAUCUGCCAGUCUAG